AUGCUAAACAGCUUCCCUAAUGUCAGAAUCGGCCUGAUGGUCGGGAUCGGUGGCGGUGUACCUAGCGAGGAGCAUGACGUUCGUCUGGGCGAUGUUGUGGUCAGUGCUUCUCGCGACGGCUAUGGUGGUGUCUUCCAGUAUGACUUCGGCAAAUCGAUACAGGGCCAGGGCUUUCAAAAUACGCGUUUCUUGAAUCAGCCCCCAACUUCACUACGCACCGCAAUGAUAGGGAUUCAGACGGAGUACGAAAUCAAUGGGCACCGGCUCGAGGAGGCUAUCAAUAACAUUCUUGACAAGAACGCGAGGCUACGCCGGAAAUACGAGCGGCCGGAGCCUAUCACAGAUAGGCUGUUUCAGCCCGAAAGCGUCCAUAAUUCAAUAUGCGGAGAUGUGUUCUGUGCGUAUGAUUCCACUUAUUCGGUACCUCGAAAACGAGCGGACCGAGCACGAGGAUAA
Molecule: messenger RNA, 456 nt
Organism: Penicillium maclennaniae
Lineage: Eukaryota; Fungi; Ascomycota; Eurotiomycetes; Eurotiales; Aspergillaceae
Product: nucleoside phosphorylase domain-containing protein
Exons: 1
Coding region: 1-456 (151 amino acids)
Biological process (GO): nucleoside metabolic process
Molecular function (GO): catalytic activity
Source: RefSeq, a predicted model, not a curated record